AGUCCAACAUAAAACCUAACAUAGGAAACUCCGUCAUUUCAUUACCGACCACCUCAAUUCUUCCGAAUAAUUACUAUAAAUGAAUAAAUUCCAUUCUCAACAACCCAAUGCAAUCUUCAACACUUUCAACUACAACAUUCACCUCCAGCUAUCAUGAACAACGGCGGCGCCGCCUCUUCCUCCGGUGACGCCACCGUCGUCAAACGCAGAAACACCACCACCCAUCAUUCCAACGGUGUUAACAACCUAACAACCGAUUCAAUGCCGACUAAGAACUCUUCUUCUCUCUAUUCUUCAGCUUCCUUCAUGAAAUGGACCUUAGAUGAUGUUGUACACGUGGCAACACAUCAUUGGAUGCUUUGUUUGUUUGCUUUUGGUCUUUUGUUCUUCAUGGCUGUAGAAUACACGCUCCUUAUGGUUCCUUAUUCUUCUCCUCCGUUUGAUUUGGGUUUCGUUUUCACACGCUCUCUUCAUCGUAUUCUUGAAUCUUCUCCUCAGAUGAAUAAUCUCUUUGCUGCACUCAAUACGGUAUUUGUGUUAAUGCAAACAAGUUAUAUAUUAUGGACUUGGUUAAUUGAAGGACGUCCUAGAGCUACAAUUUCAGCACUUUUCAUGUUUACAUGUCGUGGGAUUUUGGGGUAUUCUACUCAGUUACCAUUACCUCAGGGAUUUUUGGGUUCUGGUGUGGACUUUCCAGUUGGGAAUGUGUCAUUUUUCUUAUUCUUUUCGGGGCAUGUGGCGGGUUCGGUGAUAGCUUCAUUAGACAUGAGGAGGAUGAAGAGAUGGGAGAUGGCAUGGACUUUUGAUGUGUUGAAUGUGUUGCAAGCUAUUAGGUUGCUUGGUACAAGAGGUCAUUAUACUAUUGAUUUGGCUGUUGGGUUAGGUGCUGGUUAUUUAUUUGAUUCUUUAGCUGGUAAGUAUGUUGAAGAUAGCAAGAGGAAAAUUGCUAAAAAUAGUGUCAAUGGUCAUGUCUCCAAACAUGAUUUGGUUACAUGAACAAUAUGGAACUUUAGCUAUAAGGUACACAAAAUGUGUGAAAUUUUUGUAGUGAAAAAGAGGAAGAGUUUGAAUUGUAAUUGUAAUGCAAACUAGGGUAGAUGACCUGUGCCAAAUACAGGUUAGUUUUUCACUAUAAAAAAAUGUAGAUCAUUUUGUACUAUCAUGUGAAGUUCUAUUUAUGUCACUAAUUGUUUUAAUAAUCAUUAUAUCUUGUUGCAAAAAUAUAUUUGAUGUAA
This is a messenger RNA of Trifolium pratense (red clover), 1235 nucleotides long. RefSeq names its product phosphatidylcholine:diacylglycerol cholinephosphotransferase 1-like. NCBI's taxonomy places the organism in Eukaryota, Viridiplantae, Streptophyta, Magnoliopsida, Fabales, Fabaceae. The transcript is spliced from 3 exons. Bases 154 to 996 code for a protein of 280 amino acids. The record is from RefSeq and is a predicted model, not a curated record. Gene Ontology annotation, molecular function: diacylglycerol cholinephosphotransferase activity.